Ramularia collo-cygni is the source of this 726-nucleotide messenger RNA. RefSeq lists its product as uncharacterized. The record is from RefSeq and is a predicted model, not a curated record. Lineage: Eukaryota; Fungi; Ascomycota; Dothideomycetes; Mycosphaerellales; Mycosphaerellaceae. The coding region runs from base 1 to 726 and encodes 241 amino acids. The transcript is spliced from 4 exons.
AUGGUCCUCGCGACCCUUCUCAUCGCUAUGAUCGCCAGCUCGGGCAUCGUCUUUGCUCAGACAAAGGAUGAUCACAUGAAUGUGUACCGCGAGGCCGGCUGUCGAACCGAUUCAGCUGCAGCCUCGAUUCAUGAGCUCUCUUUCCCCAAGGUGGAAGGCGGAUGUACAAURGCCGUUCUUGACGACCCUUCCCGUGGCACCCAGUUCUGCGGCAAUCCUCUCAUCGUCAUCAGUGGCGACUCCAACGUCGGUACCUGCAGGUCCUUCGCACUGCCCCCAAAAUACGCCAAACGGGACGGCUGCAAGUUCUCAGGUGGAGAUGUUUACAAGUCCAGAGGAAGGCCACAGACAAUCUCAACGGUUAUCACCUGCAGCGGCAGCGACGGGUGUAGCUUCAUGAGAACUGACUCGGUCACGAGAGGCUCUUCCAACACCUUUGGCGUGAGUCAAUCGGUCGGUGGAUCCCUCUUCAAGAUCAUCGAGGAGUCMACCACGUUCUCUUACGAUUACACCUUCGAGGAAUCGCACACCGAAAUGAAUUCGUUCACCAUCAGUGCACCGCCCAACAGCAGCGGUGUGAUUGUUUUCACACAGUACACCGAAUGUACCACGGGAAAGUUCUCCGGAGAUUGUCCUGACGGCAUCCCAACGGGUCGAGACGGCGAUGCGUGUAUCCCAAUGCAGGGCAAGCCAGGUGGCGAAUAUCGAUUUGUGGUACAGGGUUGA